This is a messenger RNA of Staurois parvus, 456 nucleotides long. The record is from the annotation of a GenBank genome assembly. Lineage: Eukaryota; Metazoa; Chordata; Amphibia; Anura; Ranidae.
UACAUCAGUAUCCCCAUCAGAGUCCCCCCUUACAUCAGUAUCCCCAUCAGAGUCCCCCCUUACAUCAUAUUCCCCAUCAGAGUCCCCCCUUACAUCAGUAUUCCCAUUAGAGUCCCCCCUUACAUCAGUAUCCCCAUCAGAGUCCCCCCUUACAUCAGUAUCUCCAUCAGAGUCCCUCCUUACAUCAGUACCCCAUCAGAGUCCCCCCCUUACAUCAGUAUCCCCAUCAGAGUCCCCCCUUACAUCAGUAUCUCCAUCAGAGUCCCCCUUACAUCAGUAUCCCCAUCAGAGUCCCCCCUUACAUCAGUAUCCCCAUCAGAGUCCCCCCUUACAUCAGUAUCACCAUCAGAGUCUCCCCUUACAUCAGUAUCCCCAUCAGAGUCCCCCCUUACAUCAGUAUCACCAUCAGAGUCCCCCUUACAUCAGUACCCCCAUCAGAGUCCCCCCCUUACAUCA